CCACUCAGCCAGACAAUCAAAGAUGUUUGAGUUUCCAUGCGCAGUGACCAGGGAGGCACAGCGAAGAGCAUUACUACCCCUCCUCCAGCUCCGAUAGCCCCGGCCUCCGCACUACAAACACAUUUGAUCAGAAGAACCUUUUCUGUUUUUUAAAAAAAAGAAAUAAAAAGUAUACAAAACUGGUCAUGCGACGCGAUUUAUUUCUGCCGGAGCAAGGAAGGAAAAACUAGAUAAGACCUGUUGGCGAUGAUGGAUUAUUCAAAGGCGCAAAUGUCAAAUUUAUCCGAGCAGGUCAGUCCCGCUGGAGUGAAGCUGGAGGCGUUGAUGGAGCAGCUGCAGAGACAACAAGAGGCCAAACUGGAGAUGAAUCUGCAGGAGAAACAUUUCCUUCAAGCCCAGCUCUUGUAUGCUCAACACGCUGCUGCAGCCAGAACCUCGGGAUCCAGACUGGACUCUGCGUUAUUUGCCAAAGCAGAUGGACAGACUUAUCAAGCAGCUCAGCAGGCUUUGAACGGCCAUCUCAGCAGAAUAGAUCCAGAGGAGGAAGAUGAAGGCUCGGAUGAGGAGGAAGAAGAAAUGGUGGAGCCUGAAGAGAACAACGAGGUGGAGGAAGAUGAGGAGGCGGAGGACGAUGAGGAGGAGGACGAGGAAGACAAUGGGUCUCAUCAGCAGGCGAAGAAGCCUCGACUCCAGCAGGUUACGGGCUUCCCCUUUCCUCCUUAUUCCACGUCUCAGCUGUCUGCUGUGAAGCAAAUGUCUGAAACUCCACCUUCAGCAACAAAACAUGAGGAGCAUGAGGAGAAGGAGCUGCAGUCUCCUGCAGGCCAACCAGCCUUCACAUCACCCAACGGCUUUGCUGACUGGGGCUAUGAUGAGUCAUUUAAACAAAGAGGAGGUGCCGCCUGGGCUGAGGAUACAAUGAAUGAUGGAGGAAAAGUAAGAGGAGAACCAUCCAGGGACUUUGCCAAGCUUUAUGAACUAGAUAAUGACCCACACAGGAAGGAGUUUCUUGAUGAGCUCUUUGUCUUUAUGCAGAAACGAGGAACUCCUGUCAACCGCAUUCCCAUUAUGGCGAAGCAGGUUCUGGACUUGUACAGGCUUUAUAAGCUGGUAACAGAGAAGGGAGGCCUGGUGGAGGUCAUUAACAAGAAGAUCUGGAGGGAGAUCACCAAAGGUCUCAACCUCCCCACAUCCAUCACUAGCGCAGCCUUCACUCUCCGCACCCAGUAUAUGAAGUAUCUGUACCCGUUUGAAUGUGAGAAGAAGGGCCUGAGUUCUCCGGGUGAGCUGCAGGCUGCCAUCGACAGUAAUCGCAGAGAAGGUCGACGUCCCAGCUACACCAACAGCUUGUACCGUUACUCCCCCUCCCCGAGCUCCACUCCGCAUGCUGUCCUCUCUGCAUCCACACCGACCGGACACAACGGCCUGAGCACAUCCGCUAGCCCAAAUCUAAAGAAAAAGACGGAUGAGAUGUCAACCCCUGUAUUACCCAGUCGGCUGCCCAUGGCUCUGGCACUGGGGCAGCAGCAGCAGCAGCAGCAGCAGCUGGCACAAGCUGCCACACUGGAACAUCUGAGAGAGAGGCUGGAGCGAGGAGGAGGAGCUGCAGCUGAUGGGCCAGACAAGAAAAUGAUGCAUCUGGCGGAGGAGCAGCAGCGUCUCAUGCAGCAGGCCCUCCAGCAAAACCUCUUGGCCAUUGCCUCUCAUUUCAACCCCUUCAACCCCAGCCUCAAACUUAACAAUGGACAUGAAAGCAAACAGGAUUUGUCCCUGAGUAUUUCCACUACUGGAGCAGCAAGUAUCAGUGUAUCUGUGGAGAUCAAUGGCACCGUUUACUCAGGAACACUAUUUGCCCAGAAGUCAGCGGCUCCUGUGACGCCACAGACUGCCACAAUGGCAGGAACAAGCGGUUUCAGUUCCCUCUCCUCCUCACACAGUCCCACCUCUUCAUCGUCCACCUCCUCAAAGGGACCAAAUUAAGGCUGAAUGGCUUUUAAAUCUGUCCUCAGCAAAAUUAUUACACAAUAUAACUCUCUUGUCAGACGAGAACUGUGUGAAUUCCAGGAAAAAUCAGCUGUAAUGUAUGCAGAAGUUCCAUUUUUGCCCACAUAGCUUUGUUCUAUCUAUCUUGACGAGAGGACUUUGAUAUUUGACCUCAAAGGCUUCCAGAAUGACCACAAUUUAGAUUCAAAUUGCAGUUUACCUUAGUGCCUGUUAGAAGCAGUGUAAAUGUAGUGGGAUUCAUCUUCAAAGGGCUUCACAAGGUUUAUUCAAAAGUGUCUUUAGAGCAGAAAGUACACAAUGAGAGCCAAUGCUAAGCUUUUAUAUGUGAAACUAAUUAUCAAAUAGUUUGUAGCUGCCUUUUUCCAGAGUAUAACAGUGUGCUGCUGCUGAUGAAGACCAGAAAGCCUUAGCUCAAUGUCAUAGCUCCAUACUGAACUGUUUUCUGAAACUUAUGGUUAAUACUUUUCAAUGCAGCUUUCAGGGAUUAUUUACGCUAUUGUUUUCCACCAUAAUGUGGAAUGAAAUGGUAUUUAAAAGAAAUUGGUUGCUGGUCGCAUUUUUUUAUGUUUUGCAUUUAUGUGUUCCUUUAUUUUUUAUUUAAUCACUUGGCUCAGCCUCGAAAAAUAUCAAAACAUUUGUUUCAUGUCAGCUGUGAAUUGAAGGCAAAAAAUAAGAAACAAGGUUUAUGUAGGACGGAAGUAAUAGAAAUUUACCUCAACUGACUUCCCCUUGUUGGAAAGUCUGGAGUUUCUCCUGGACUCAGGAAUGUCCUCUGGACCCAUCACUGUUAUACUCUAUCUCGCUGUGUUGUAUUUGUAUAAACUCAGAGAAUGUAUCAUUAAUGACCUCGUGCUUGUGACAAGCGAACACUGAAACAGUUCUACCUCACUCUUCUAGAGAAAUAUGCAAUAUCUAAUGCAGCAUGUGUUGAUUUAGCCAUCUGCUGAAAUCUUCUGUAUGAGGACAAUCAAACAAACAAAAGCUACUGUGAAGUUGACAUAAAACUCUGUCUUUGAUUACUCUGUUUCUUGGACAUGUGACCAUGAGGAAUAAAACAGUAGAAAAACUGUA
Molecule: messenger RNA, 3075 nt
Organism: Scatophagus argus
Lineage: Eukaryota; Metazoa; Chordata; Actinopteri; Scatophagidae
Product: AT-rich interactive domain-containing protein 3A-like
Exons: 9
Coding region: 247-1980 (577 amino acids)
Biological process (GO): regulation of transcription by RNA polymerase II
Cellular component (GO): nucleus
Molecular function (GO): DNA binding
Source: RefSeq, a predicted model, not a curated record